Molecule: messenger RNA, 399 nt
Organism: Adineta steineri
Lineage: Eukaryota; Metazoa; Rotifera; Eurotatoria; Adinetida; Adinetidae
Source: the annotation of a GenBank genome assembly
AUGGCAAAAAACUUAAUUCAAAUAGCGAUAAUAGGUGCUCAAAUUAUUGGACGAGCAUUUACUCGAGCAUUACGUCAAGAACUUCAAUAUACAAAAACAGCAACAGAAUCUAAUAAAACAUCAGCAAAAACCGUUCAAGCAGAUCGUAUUACAGGUAUGAGUCUACAGGAAGCUAAACAGAUUCUCAAUAUAAAUGAUACUGAUUUGCAUGAUCCUGAAAAAUUACAAAAAAAUUACGAACAUUUAUUUAAUUUAAAUGAUAAAACAAAAGGAGGUUCAUUUUAUAUACAAUCGAAAAUUUACCGAGCAAAAGAACGUCUAGAUAAAGAACUUAAAACCUCAUCUUCCUCAACUAAAACUGAUUCAACAGAAAAUCCAAAUGAUACAAAACCUAGUUAA